UCCCCCCACCCGCCCCCGGAUUCCGGACGCGGUAGCUGCUGUGGUUGGUCUUCUCUGCUUCUCUCGGGCCGUCGCCAUGGUGAAGCUAAGCAAAGAGGCCAAGCAGAGACUGCAGCAGCUCUUCAAGGGCGGCCAGUUUGCCAUCCGCUGGGGUUUUAUUCCUCUCGUGAUUUACCUGGGAUUUAAGAGGGGUGCAGAUCCUGGAAUGCCUGAACCAACUGUUUUGAGCUUACUUUGGGGAUAAAGGACCGUUUGGUCAUCUGGAUUUGGAAGCAAUCAGUGGACCGUAACACCAUGGAAGGUGUACACUCUGGCUGGGAUCAGAGAUGGAACAUCGUUCAGACGGUCACCAGUUGAAUGGCACAGGGCCCUUCUCAGAUGCCUAUCUGUGGCAGAGUGGAACCUCUACUGACUUAUUUAUGAUAGACUGUAUCAAAAUAAAUGUUUUAAACAAUGUUA
This is a messenger RNA of Pteropus alecto (black flying fox), 459 nucleotides long. RefSeq names its product translocase of outer mitochondrial membrane 7 (gene TOMM7). NCBI's taxonomy places the organism in Eukaryota, Metazoa, Chordata, Mammalia, Chiroptera, Pteropodidae. The record is from RefSeq and is a predicted model, not a curated record. The transcript is spliced from 3 exons. Gene Ontology annotation, cellular component: mitochondrial outer membrane translocase complex. Gene Ontology annotation, biological process: protein import into mitochondrial matrix. The coding region runs from base 77 to 244 and encodes 55 amino acids.